Closterium sp. Yama58-4 is the source of this 786-nucleotide messenger RNA. NCBI's taxonomy places the organism in Eukaryota, Viridiplantae, Streptophyta, Zygnematophyceae, Desmidiales, Closteriaceae. The record is from the annotation of a GenBank genome assembly.
AUGAGUAAGCUGCAGAGCGACGUGCUGCGCGAGGCGAUCUCAAACCUGCUGGCGGCGUCGCGCGAGAAGAACCGCAAGUUCUCGGAGACGAUCGAGCUGCAGAUCGGGCUCAAGAACUACGACCCGCAGAAGGACAAGCGUUUCAGCGGCUCCGUCAAGCUGCCGCACGUGCCGCGCCCCAAGUACCGCGUGUGCAUGCUCGGAGAUGCCCAGCACGUCGAGGAGGCGGAGAAGAUCAAUCUGGACUGCAUGGGCGUGGAGGCGGAGAAGAUCAAUCUGGACUGCAUGGGCGUGGAGGCGCUGAAGAAGAUGAACAAGAACAAGAAGCUCGUGAAGAAGCUCGCCAAGAAGUACCACGCGUUCCUGGCGUCCGAGGCCAUCAUCAAGCAGAUCCCCAGGCUGCUCGGUCCCGGACUGAACAAGGCCGGCAAGUUCCCCACGCUCGUCACCCACCACGAGCCCCUCGAGAGCAAGGCCAUCAUCAAGCAGAUCCCCAGGCUGCUCGGUCCCGGUCUGAACAAGGCCGGCAAGUUCCCCACGCUCGUCACCCACCACGAGCCCCUCGAGAGCAAGUUGCUGGAGGCGAAGUCGACGAUCAAGUUUCAGCUGAAGAAGGUGCUGUGCAUGGGCGUGGCGGUGGGCAAUUGCGACAUGGAGGAGAAGCAGAUCUUCCAGAACGUGCAGCUCUCCGUCAACUUCCUCGUCUCGCUGCUCAAGAAGAACUGGCAGAACGUCAAGUCGCUCUACAUCAAGAGCACCAUGGGCAAGCCCCUCCGCAUCUACUAA